This is a messenger RNA of Nannizzia gypsea CBS 118893, 354 nucleotides long. RefSeq lists its product as hypothetical. The record is from RefSeq and is a predicted model, not a curated record. The transcript has a single exon. Lineage: Eukaryota; Fungi; Ascomycota; Eurotiomycetes; Onygenales; Arthrodermataceae. The coding region runs from base 1 to 354 and encodes 117 amino acids.
AUGAACAGCCCAUCACCCGCUGCAGGCCCUUGCUCUCCAGCAGUGGACAACUCAUCGCCUGGUGGGCGCACAGCGAGGCGGCCUAUCGGAAAGGCAAAGCAGCGCCGCGCAGCCACAGAUCCCCUUGGCGUACAUCUCUAUCGAAAAAGCGAUCCCGUGGACUCGUGCAGCGCCCAAGACAGCCAUCACCAGCCCGUCCUGCGCGUCCUGCCCAUCGUCACACCGGGGUCACAGGCCCAGCAGCAAAUAAAAUAUGAUCUCGAGACGGCGGUUCUUGCGGUGUUUUGGCUGAGCAUCUCGCAAAAUACGAAACGUCGUUCACAUGCCCGAAAUAGGCAAUGCCCAGUCACGUGA